Metopolophium dirhodum (rose-grain aphid) is the source of this 813-nucleotide messenger RNA. RefSeq lists its product as uncharacterized. The record is from RefSeq and is a predicted model, not a curated record. The coding region runs from base 157 to 813 and encodes 218 amino acids. The transcript is spliced from 5 exons. Lineage: Eukaryota; Metazoa; Arthropoda; Insecta; Hemiptera; Aphididae.
GAGGACCAAUAAUUAUCUACCGCCGCCGUGGCAGCUUAUAAAAUACCUCGCGGAGGUUGUCUCACCGUCACUGUGUGAUCUGCGUACCGACUUCUUUCUGUUCAUCCGUCUUCCCGUUGUCUCGUUUGCCUUGCGUUUACAAUAGCCAAAAGCACAAUGAGGUCCAAAGUAGUAUUGAUCAUGUCGAUUAUUACAAUAAUUAUCGCUAUUCCAGGGAAGCUGGCCAUUUCGCGACCCGACGAAAGUGAAGUUUUACACGUCCCUAUAGGUUACCUAGGCAGAUGCCCGCCACACAAUUUAACCUCGGAAUAUUUUCAAAUGACCGUGUUGCGUUCGAUUACGACGUUGGUUGGUGGUUGUGCCUACAUUCAACACAAUCCUAAAGAAUUCAAGAGACAAUCAUUCAGCUUAUGGAUUGGAAAUUUUAAAAACGCCGUGCAACAAUGUCGUGAAAAGAACUAUACAAAUAUGGAACAUUACCAUUUUAACUGUUGGAUAAGACCACCCUCGUCGUCAUUAGAAUAUCUAGAUGACUCCAACAAAAAAUUUACGUCCGUAAGUUUAUAUCCGACCAUUAACAGUUACCAAAAGAAUGCGUGCAAAGUACAAAGUACUAAGUCUAAAUGUGCUAUGUACAACGUGAUCAAAGGCAACUCCACGGUGUUUCGGAUGGCGAUUAGCCAAAACUCUUCGUGCGCCGGCUUGUUAGACUUGCUGACCCUUCCAAAGCCGGUAAAUCCCAAUGAUAAAGACGGGUACAUGUUGCUACGGUUAAUUAAACAGCAGUAUCCGAUGACGUCAUAUUUUAAAUAG